AUCUGAUCGAAAUAGUAUAUCUGAAGGUCAGAGACAGUCUGAUUAGUGCGCUUCUCAUUUCUGUCCGGUUAUUGCUAUAGUGAUGUAUUUAAGCUGUCAUGUCCAUUAAUUCUCCAGUGAGUCUAAUAAUUCUUUUAUCCCUUAUGCUUACCAUUGUUGUACUUUGUUUUGUCCUGUCUGUUGAGUGGUACGGUAAGACACGCCUAUGAGGAAUGAAGGCGAAGCAGUGUAGAAUCUGACAGGUUGACCGGUAAGUCAUUCAUGUUAAUUGACGGACUAUUCUUGUUGGCAGUGUGUGCUGUGUUGCCUGAUCGUAGACAAUCCGUCAGCAGUACAGUGGUCAGUAAGCAGCCCCCUUGGGUUUCUGUGUGCAGCGCGCCGGCCACACACGCCGCUCGCCGCCAGCCGCCCGGCGGGCGCGGUCGGGCCGCUGCCGCAGCUGCGCCGCCCACGGCUGCCUGCGACACUCCUCCACUGUUCGACGUUGCCGUCUCCUACUAUCGGAGCCUUUCGGAAGAGGAGAGAGCCAGAAGGUUGAGAGAGGCUGCUACUGAUGGGGCAGUGGAGCAGCUGCGGGCACUCCUUGCAGCAGGGGCGGAUGUUGGGGCUGGGGAUGGGGAGAUGCUGACAGCACUGCACUGUGCAGCAAGGGAGGGACAUGUGCAGGCGGUGAGUUGUCUGCUGGAUGGUGGCGCCCAGGUAGACACCAGGAGCAACUUGCAGAACACGCCUUUACACCUGGCUGCAUGGAAAGGCCGUGUGGCUGUGGUGCGGGUCCUGCUGGCCUCUUCCGCUGACCUCAAUGCCAGGAACACAUUCGGGAAGACGCCGUUGCACAGGGCGGCACUCCACGGUCGUGCAGAGGCGGCUGCUGCGCUGUUGGACGCAGGAGCUGACAGGAGUGCCAGGGAUAGCGACGGGAAAAGCCCCCUGGAACUGGCCAGGCAGAACAAUCACCAGGAGCUGAUAGAGAUGCUGAUGUAACAUUUACAGUCCUGUGAACAUAUGUUGGGAAAAGGAAUAAUAUUCACUGCAUAGCUUUCCGUUAUUUAUAAAAAAAAACUGCAAAAAAUUAAUUAUAUCAUUCACUUGUAACCAUCAUUGUGUAGUAGAUAUAACUCUUCAGCAACACUUCAACAAGCAUGACAAUGAAAGUACUUUGCAAGUAAACUUUCGUUCGAGUAAAUAGUCUGAAGAAACAUUUCUCAAGCAAUCUCUACAAAACUGAACAACAUUUGGAAAAUAUUUGCUUUGAUACUUUGAAACUUGAGAUAGCCAGGGAUUCUUCUAGCCCAUAAAAUGUUCAAAAAAUUACAGGAUUGUAGUCAGAUAAAGUCCUUGACAACCGCCAAUACUUCGAUUCUGAACACCUAACCAUUUUACAGUCACAAAUGGCGAAAUAUCGGCGAUUGUCGAAGAUGUGACACUGUUGCACGCUCAUAAGUUGAGUGAACUAAUCCUCUGCAUUAUUUGAUUACUGAAAAGUCAUGUGCUAUCUUAAACCAGUGUGAAUUACACUAUACCCAGAUCACUGGCAUAUAACCUGUGUGGUUAUAAUACAACUUCAGUCCCAACCUCAUGCUGAAUCUACUUCCCUGACUGCAGUACGGAUUGUGUAAUUGUUUGUGUGUUUAACUCCAUUAUACCAUUAGUCCAUUAUAUGGUGUGAAGAUCUGUCAUCUGCAACCACAUUUGGGGCGCACAGUUCCAAAAUCCUCCUUAUCCAUUUUUGCAAAUUUUUCAGGAAACGAAAAAAAUGUUUCUUGCUCGCCUUCAGUAAAGCAAAUGUGUUUAUUCAUGUUUAUUAUAUCUAGGUACUUACAUAUAUUGUUAUAUCUGAGUGCUGGAUAUAAUUCGUGACAUGUAAGGAAGAUAUGCCUAGUAAGGCGGUGCGGGUCUCCCGCAUCGUUCCCCUACGCUCUGUAAAGAAGCAUGGGACUUCAUUUCCAUUAAGGAAGAUAUUUACAAAUUAUGAUUGGAUAAGGCUUGUUUUCGAACUCAACAUUGGAUAAGGAGUUUGGAACUGUCAUCAUGGAUAAGGGCGGGUUUUGCAAAUGUAGCUAAAACUUAAUAAUGGUAACUUUCGUCAUUAAUUGGAAUUAUUAUUGACGUUCUUUUCGUCACAUAAGUAUUGACAUUUUUAUCGGUUGUAAACGGUAGUUUAAGUAUUUUAUGAAUAUAAUUAGUGUAAAAGAUAUAGUUAAUGCCCUUGAAACAACUGAUAUGCAGCCAUAAUUUAAGAAUAGCAUAUUUAUUUAAUGUCUAUGAAAAUAAAAAAGCAUCGAAAGAGACGCGUAUGUACGGCUGAGGAGGAAGGACGUAUUUUAUGGUACUCACACUGUUUUGUUUCGUGGUACGGAAGGCACAUUGAGCAGCUACACAUAUUUUAUGUAAGUCAUUCGUAUUGAUUGCUAAAAUAAAAUUGUUAUUAUUAUCACAAAAUGAAUUUCUUUGUAAUAGUUGUCACCUCAAAUGCUCGCAGUGGCUAAUUAUUUUGAAUAAGAAUUUUUUUCAGU
This is a messenger RNA of Schistocerca cancellata (South American locust), 2516 nucleotides long. Its product is annotated as ankyrin repeat domain-containing protein 65-like. Lineage: Eukaryota; Metazoa; Arthropoda; Insecta; Orthoptera; Acrididae. The record is from RefSeq and is a predicted model, not a curated record. The coding region runs from base 262 to 984 and encodes 240 amino acids. The transcript is spliced from 2 exons. Gene Ontology annotation, molecular function: protein binding.